CACCACACCUGCCCAUCAUGUCGCUCUCCAACAAGCUCGCCCUCUCGGACAUCGACGUCGCCGACAAGCGCGUCCUCAUCCGCGUGGACUUCAACGUCCCCAUGGACGGCAGCACCAUCACCAACCCGCAGCGCAUCACCGCGGCCCUGCCGACGAUCAAGUACGCCAUCGAGAAGAAGGCCAAGGCGAUCAUCCUCAUGUCGCACAUGGGCCGCCCCGACGGCAAGCCGACGCCCAAGUACAGCCUGAAGCCCGUGGCGGACAAGGUGUCGGAGCUGCUCGGCAAGCCCGUCGAGUUCCUGCCCGACUGCGUCGGCGCCGAGACGGAGGCGGCCGUGGCCAAGGCGUCGGGCGGGCAGAUCAUCCUGCUCGAGAACCUGCGCUUCCACAUCGAGGAGGAGGGCAAGGGCGUCGACGCCGACGGCAACAAGGUCAAGGCGGAUGCGGAGAAGGUCAAGGCCUUCCGCGCCAGUCUGACCAAGCUCGCCGACGUGUACGUCAACGACGCCUUCGGCACGGCGCACCGCGGCCACUCGUCGAUGGUCGGCGUGCAGCUCGAGCAGCGCGCCUCGGGCUUCCUCAUGAAGAAGGAGCUCGACUUCUUUGCCAAGGCCCUCGAGAGCCCCGAGCGCCCCUUCCUCGCCAUCCUCGGCGGCGCCAAGGUUUCGGACAAGAUCCAGCUCAUCGAGAACAUGCUCGACAAGGUCGACAAGCUCAUCAUCUGCGGCGGCAUGGCGUUUACCUUCAAGAAGACGCUCGACGGCGUGUCGAUCGGCAACUCGCUCUUCGACGAGCCCGGCUCCAAGAAGGUCGGCGAGCUCGUCGAGAAGGCCAAGAAGAACAACGUCGAGCUCGUCUUCCCGGUCGACUACGUCACGGCCGACAAGUUUGCCAAGGACGCACAGGUCGGCAGCGCCACGGACGCCGAGGGCAUUCCCGAUGGCUGGAUGGGCCUCGACGCCGGCCCCAAGUCGCAGGCCCUCUUUCAGGAGACGAUCAAGAGCGCAAAGACGAUUCUCUGGAACGGCCCUGCCGGCGUGUUUGAGUUUGAGAACUUCGCAAAGGGCUCAAAGGCCAUGCUCGACGCCUGCCUCGAGGCCGAGAAGGCCGGCACGACGGUCAUCGUCGGCGGCGGCGACACCGCCACCGUGGUGGCCAACUACAAGGCCGAGGAGGGCAUCAGCCACGUCUCGACCGGCGGCGGUGCUUCGCUCGAGCUGCUCGAGGGCAAGACGCUGCCCGGCGUUGCUGAGCUCAGCAGCAAGUGAGCGCCUUCAAGCGUCUCCCAUUCACCUCGUGCGCUGAGGCGCGCCCCAUCACACCCCAGCGGGCACGCACGACUCUCGGCCAGCUUGUAGAUUCUCCCUCUUCUCUUUGUCACGUCUGUAUCUUUCCCCGCCCACCAAAGGCAAACGC
Molecule: messenger RNA, 1416 nt
Organism: Tilletiopsis washingtonensis
Lineage: Eukaryota; Fungi; Basidiomycota; Exobasidiomycetes; Entylomatales
Product: putative PGK1-phosphoglycerate kinase
Exons: 7
Coding region: 18-1268 (416 amino acids)
Biological process (GO): glycolytic process; gluconeogenesis
Cellular component (GO): cytosol
Molecular function (GO): ADP binding; phosphoglycerate kinase activity; ATP binding
Source: RefSeq, a predicted model, not a curated record